CUCUCAAUGCUUUUGUUACUCUUCGCCCACUACUUUGCUUUCUCCUUUUCUUCUUUAGCGUUCAUCUUUUCAUUCAUUUUUUACUCACUUCUUCUUCUCCUUCUUCUUCUUCUCCUUCUCCUUCUUCUUCUUCUUCUCCUUCAAUUGUGUUUGUUUAUUUCGAUUUACGUAUCGUAUUUCUUACCACUUCUUUCUUUUCCCGCUCUUUUCCCGUUUCUCUCGUCCCGAUGGAAUCCAUCUCACGCACCCCCUCUCUCUCUCUCUCUCGUGUCUUUUCCCUCAUGCUACGUUCACGUUUCUUUCAUUCCUAUUCUAUCACACGUCUAUUAUUUUAUUAAUUCCAUUCAUAUUUAGGAUGCUUUUUUUCAUGAACUUCGUUUCUUUCUAAUCCUUCUUUCCCUUUUCCGUGUCUCUUUCUUUCAAAUCCCUCCUGAUUAUUCCCCUCCCCGCCUUUUGUUCCUCCUCAAUUCCAUUUCUUUUAUUUUUUCCCCCCUCUUCUCUUUCUUAUUUCCCUCAUACUUUAUAUAUUCACAUUUUUUUCGCCACUAUCCCACCAUCCUAUCAUCACUUCUUCUAUCACUCUCUCGUCACUUAAAUCAGUUUUCUCACUUGUUCCUACUACCUCUUAGUUUCAUUCGGUCCAAGACCAUCCAUUGAUCACUUCACCAUUUCUUCCUUUGAUCCACUUCUUUCCUCUUUCUUUCUCUCAUAUCUUUCACGUUUUUAUCCCAUUUUCACAUUUACUAAUUUCUUUCCCGUUUCCAUCCAUCUUCAUUUAUUUUAUAUCUUUGUAAUUUCUACUCUCUCCGAUUCCAACCGAUUCUUUUCACUCUUCUCUUUCUCCAUCUGCUCUAAGCAUUCUCCUCAGCUUUUCUUUUACCCGCUCACUUUCCUCUCACUCUCUCUUCCUUACUCCGCCUCAGUCAUUAACCCUCCUCACUUUCACGCUCAAUAUUUUUUUACAAUUUCGAUGAAAUCCCUCCCCUCAUAUCUCUCUGCAACACUCCCUCUUAUCUUUCUGCCUUUUCCUCCUCUUCCUCCCUCCCUCCUUUCACUUUCCUUUCCUCUCACUUUCACUCCCUCUCCAUCUCACUGGAUCUUUUGCCUCUCUUGUCAGUCAUACACCGUUCUGUUCAGUUCUGUUCUUGUGUGUUCAGCUCCACCCUUCACCGUGCUGUUGCAGACGACAGUUGCUACAGUAGAGGAAUGAUGCUUAUCGUUGCCAAUUUCCACUGGCCCUUCGGUAUUGAUUUGAGAAAUCAGGCAAAAGAUUUCAGAUUCAUAACUCUAACCCAAUGGAAAACAAAGCUAAGGUGGUCAUAAAUUUAAGGGAAGAACAAGAAAAGAGGUGAAAAAAAAGUUGACAAUAAAUUUCCGUGAAGAAAUGAAACACGAAAAAUAUUCCUAAUACUUAAAAAAAAAAGAGAAAAAAUAUAUUGUGUAUUCGGCGAGUGAAAUGUUUACUUAACAAACUUAAUGCUUUAGGAAAAUAUUCAUUUCAUUGAGGAAUGUUUGUUUAUUGUAUGUUUUCUCAAGCAAUAACUAUAAGAGAGAUAAAAUUUGAGAACAAAAGAAAACAAUGAACAAACUUAAAGGAUCAACUUCGUAACCACAUAUUCUAACAAGGCGGACAUAUAUAUAUAUAUAUAUAUAUAUAUAUAUUCAUUGAAUUUCGAAAGUAUUCACCUAAAAGUAUAAAAGGUACGCUAAAAGUACACAAAAUAAUAUACACUAUCCGAGAAACAAUAAAGAGAAGGGAAAUAAAACUAACGAAAAAUGUCAACUUGAAUAACACAAGGAAAUGUUAUUUUACUGAAUUUACUACACGCAUUAUAUACGCAUACAUAUAUUUUACAUACUAUAUAUGUAUACAUUACUUGUAUAGGAUCAUAAGUUAAGUUCACGAGUCCACAUUUCGUUCAGACUUAGUAAAACGGAAAACAGUAAUUAAGGGAAAUUUUAAAAAUCCUUAGAGAACCUGUGGAGGUAAAAGGGAGAAAAGAGGCCGAAUUCCUCCUGGAAUAGCAUGGCCACAGUUGGAGAUGUACACUGAUUUGGGUCCUUGUGAUCAAGAUUCCGACGAAUGUAUUUCUCUGAAUGAGUUUCACGUUUGUAACCAGGAAUGCCCACUUCUUUCCAAAGGACGUCGGGCAAGCUUGGAGUCGUCGAGUAGCAAAGACACUUCCAUAUCAGCACACCAACUUUCUCCAUUCAAAUUUUCUAAAUUUAGCCGGGAUUCUAGCAGGUUAAAAAAAAUGGGGUACGGAAGAUCUCCAUUGCUGAGUUCUCAAUCUGCCUGGGGUGAUCAGGUCAGUUUACCUCGACAAGACUCCACCGACCAAACAUUUGAGAAUGUGUCUGCGGAUGAAUCUUUCAAUUUGUCAAAUGUUAGUCGGACCUUGAGUGAACAGAUGCAUGAAUUGGUGCGUGCCUUUUCAAGUCGCACGCAAAGAGUGAAAGAAAAGACAACUCAGCCUCCCACACCAACAUCAUCAUCACUCUCCAGUCUUGAGGUCCAGUCAGUAGCAUCACAAGAUGAUAAUGACGAUGAAAAAUCUUCCCGACAACAAAUUUUGGGAUCAUUUUUACCUAUCAGCUCCCAGGGCAGUGGAUCUGUAUCAAAUGCAGAUAGUGACCUGCUCAUAAAACUUUGUUGUUGUCAAUUAAAACUACCAAAAUGCCUGAAGUGCCUGAGAUUUCCAGAGAUCCUUGAUCCUCAAAGUAAAUUAUAUAUGUCCUGGCUUGCAUUAGUUACUCUGGCUUUUUUAUACAACUGCACCGUGAUACCUCUGCGGGGUGUCUUCCCUUACCAAACAGAGGACAACUUCUACUAUUGGAUGGCAUUGGAUUACCUGUGUGACUUUGUUUAUUUAAUUGACAUCAUUAUUUUCAAGUCAAGAGUGCAAUUUGUAAAUGAAGGAUUAUUAGAGACAAAUAAAAAAAUAAUCCGCAAAAAAUAUUACAUGGGACCUAUGUUUAAGUCUGAUUUGGCCUCUUUGUUACCACUUGACUUAUUUUAUUUGCUGCCCCAUGUCAACUUUAACAGCUGGCUGCGCCUGCCAAGAAUGAUGAAGAUUCUAACAUUUUGGGAAUUCUACGAGCGUUGUGAUCAAGCAGCUCGGUCAGCACAUGCUGUGAGAAUUAUCAAAACGAUGACUUACAUGUUAUUCCUUAUUCACAUUGAAACUUGUGGUUACUAUGCAGUGUCUGAUUAUGAAGGAAUUGGUAGCAACCAAUGGGUUUACAAUGGCACUGGAAAUGCCUACAUUAGGUGUUUCUAUUUGGCUACCAAAACAGCGACUUCUAUUGGUAACAACCCAAAACCCACCAAUGAGCUAGAAUUUGUAUUCAUGACAUUCUAUUGGCUGUCAGGGGUUUUUGUUUUUGCUCUUCUUGUUGGUCAGAUCCGUGAUAUUGUACAUGCUGCAGGACAAGUAGAGGCAAGUUACAGAAAACAGAUGGACAUUACAUCGUGGUACAUGCAAUCCAUAAAUUUACCAAAAGAAAUGCAGGGAAGAGUCCGGAAUUGGUUUAAUUACAAUUGGGAACAACAAAAAACUUUAGAUGAAAAUUCUCUGAUUGAAACUUUACCCCGGAAGAUGAGAAUAGACUUAGCAAUUCAUGUACAUUAUAGCACAUUAAGCAAGUUAAAAAUAUUUCAGGACUGCGAUCAGAACUUGUUAUUUGAUUUAGUUGCCAAGUUACGACCAGUACUUUGUCUCCCAGGAGAUUUUAUUUGUCACAAGGGAGAAGUUGGUAAAGAGAUGUACAUAGUAAACAAUGGGCAGGUGGAAGUAGUUGGAGGUUCAGAUAACAACACAGUUUUGGCAACACUUCAUGAAGGCAGUGUUUUUGGAGAAAUAAGCUUGUUGGCGAUAUCAGGCAGUCGCAGAACAGCUGAUGUCCGGUGCAAAGGCUAUGUUAAUCUGUUCAUUCUAUCAAAAGCUGAUUUCAAUGAAACAAUGAAUGAUUACCCAGAAGCACAGAAGCUGUUGAAGAAACGGGCCAAGAAGCUUCUUAAAGAAAAUGCCCGUUUAGCCAGACAAGAGGCUAAACAGGAAUGUGAAGCUAUCAUCAAAAGUCCGAAAGAAACACCAAAAUUUUUAAAAACUGUAAUGAAGGUUAUGAAUCCUGAAUCUGAACUGAUGCAAAAAAUUGAGUCUAACCAGGCUAAUCUUCCAAGAUUAUCCAAUAGCAACAACAGUUUACAACGAGACCCUCAUAUUGAUCUGUCUUCAUCAACAGACCGGACAUUAAGUGAUAAUCAAGUCAACUCUUUGUCAUCAGGAAGUCUGUCUCUUUCAGAUAUUGCUGAUGAUUAUUGUGUUGAAGACAGUUUGUUUGGUGAUGAUGAUGUUUUUGAAGAAGAUCUUCUAGAUUUGGCAGAUGAUGUUUCCAGUCCCUCGUCUGACAACAACUCUAAUGUAUUUCUGGUUAAUGUUGAAACCAGCCAAAGUACUAACCAGUCAACAAGCAAUCUGUGUUCUCAUGUGAGUUCCCAGGGACUUGGUUUUACAUCUAACAACAAUAACAACAACAACUUGCCUGAAGUUGAAAUUCAAGCUGUUCCAGAUAAUCUGCACGAUUUCUGGCCUGCACCGAACUUAGUAAAAUCUUGGUCACACAAUUCCAUCAAUGUUAUGAGUCAUUUAUUGAAUACAGAACCAAGAAAACGGAAAAUUUCUAUACAUUCAAUGAGUAAUGAUAGUAUCCCUAAUGCUUUGAAAACAUGUUCAAAAAUAUCUAAUAUUGUCCCAGUGAAAGACAUAAGCAUUCCAGUUGAAAACCGAGUAACAUGUGCAGUUGAAGUUCACCAGCAGGAAUGUAUAAGUAGCCCUGUACAAAAAAGCAUCAGCUGUAACCAGCUUUACAAAGAUGAAGAAUUGUCCACAAAACUACAUUUAGUUAAUCCAUCUAGUCAGGAGACAUUGAUUUAUGAGAAUAACAAUCAAACACCAGAUCUCCUUACACAAAUUUAUCACAACAAAGACUCAACGCCUUCACCGAAACAGUCAGAAAGUAGUCAAGAAACAACUUGUUGAAUUUUUUUAUUAACUUUUUUGAGGCAAACACUAAAUCGCUUGUAAGAUUCUCAGUCUGCAUUCUGCACUGGUCAUCCCUAGUCACCACAAGGUUUUUUUUUUAAUUCUCAGCCUAAAUCAUUUGAUAAUCUUUAAUAUUCAGUACUUUAUAAUCUUUUUUUUAACUAUCUCUAAUAACAGAAAACUCAUAACAACUGUUAUUAUCCAUUAUCAUAAAAUAUAAUUUAGUAUUAAACAGUAGCAAGCAAGAAUGAAGGAAAACAAGAAAUAAGCUUCAUGGAGGCUACAUAUCUUUGAUAGCCAGUUGAAGAUAAUUCAUUUCAUUUUCAUUGGUUAUUCCUCUGGCUGUAUCACAAAAGGCCAGUUUGCCUUUACAGUAAAUCUGAUUCUUGUACCUAAUCACAAGGAAUUCAGAAUUAUGUAAUAUUUCAAAAGUGGCAAGUUGUAGGACAUGGAAGAUGUCAGAUUAGAUGACUUUUGUCUUGCUGUAUAAACUAUGAUUGGUGAAAUAUCAAUGUUAUACCUUGAUCGACUCAAAUUUCCCCUUAUGCUUAAUCAGAAGAAAUUUAUGUUAUUCAGUAUCUCGUCUAGGUAUUAAUAUCUAUAUUAGAGAUAUAAGAUAAAAUUUCACCAUGUUUGUUGUUAUAUUUCACUGAUAUUAUAGCUAAAAUUAUUAAGUAUUAUAUCUAUAUAAUUACAUGUAUAAAAUUCUAUAUUCAUUUGGUUAUUAUACAUAUAUUUAGAUGUUUUACUUUGAUGAUACUUUAAGACUUGCUUUCAAACAACCAUGUCAUUUCAUAUUGAGUAUAAAAUGUAAAACAAAAUUUGAAUACAUAUUAUAUUAGUAGAAUUAUAAGAUUUUCUUAAGAAAAUGUUCUAAUAUUGAUUAAAAGAGUGAGAAAAAAUAUUUAAGAUAUAGUAUUGUAUGAAAUGUAUGAGAACAAAAGAUUCACUGCAAUUUUACACACACACACAUAUAUGGUGGCCUCAAUAAUGUUGGUGCCACAAAAAAUGCACCUGUCAGGAAGGGUAUGCAUGACAUGGUUCUGUGUCUCACUAGCCCUAUCAAAUCAUCCAACACAUGCUGGUAUGGAACACAGACAUAUAAUACCGAUGUCAAUUAUAUAAAUAUUAUCAUUGCUUUAACAUCCACUUUUCUGUGCUUGCAUGGGUAGAAUAGAGUUUAUUGAGAUAGAUUUUCUAUGGCUAGAUGCCCUUCCUGUUAUCAUCUCUCACCUGUUUUCAAGCAAGGUGAUAUUUCCCCCAUAAUCAGACAUGUUUCCACAGAAUGUUCGAAAUGAAUGACACUGCUUGUAUAACAGUGUCACUCAUUUACAACUAUCAUGCAGUGUCAAGACAAUGGUGUAUCUAGAUUUGGAUUCGGCUAUGAAUAUUAGCCUGUAAUAUACUGGGUUACAAAAACCCUUAAGUGGAAAAAAAUAUACCAAAUUUCUGUUCAGUCUUUUCCCCCAUCCAUGAGGAUAACCCAGUACAUUACAAAGUAUUAUUUAUAGAUGUGUCAACAUCAAGAUUCACCAUUAAAAUGAUUAAUUACAUAUUUUCUUGAAGUUUCUAUAUUUUCAUAAUGCAAACACACUGACACACACAUAUACAUUAGUUGUAUAUAUAUUUUCAAUAUAGAUGUGUGUGUGUGUCUCUCUCUCUAUAUAUAUAUAUAUACACAUACACACACACACACACUGUCUCUAAAAGUGACUAA
Molecule: messenger RNA, 6762 nt
Organism: Octopus bimaculoides (California two-spot octopus)
Lineage: Eukaryota; Metazoa; Mollusca; Cephalopoda; Octopoda; Octopodidae
Product: cyclic nucleotide-gated channel beta-3
Biological process (GO): monoatomic cation transmembrane transport
Cellular component (GO): plasma membrane; intracellular cyclic nucleotide activated cation channel complex
Molecular function (GO): intracellularly cGMP-activated cation channel activity; cGMP binding; protein-containing complex binding
Source: RefSeq, a predicted model, not a curated record